UAGUAUUAGUUUUACUUUUAUCUCCUAGAAGAAGAUUAAGUCUAUCCGUCUAUAAAAGCCUGUAUACGUAUAAAAAGCUAGGACGAGAAAUUGACCUAAGCUUUCUCUCGCUGUCUCUUUUACCUUGCCUCCUUAGUUCCUUGAGCUAGAAGCUUCCCCGUCGUGAGUGUGCACUUUGGUUGCGGUUUAGAUAUGCCACCUCGUUCUGCGUCCAAGCCGUCCAAGAAACGGAGUAACCCUGAUUCAGUUACCUCUUCAGCCACUGGUCCCGUUCCCUCAGCUUCUAGUAAGAAAAAGGCGUCCAAAGAGGUGGAUGGAACAGAUAAAUUGUUUGAUAAGUAUGCUAAUGCAUCUUCUGGUGUCAUUGAUCCAGAAGGAAUUGAGAAACUUUGCUCCAGUUUGGAAGUUCCUCAUACCGAUAUCAGGAUCUUGAUGCUAGCUUGGAGAAUGAAGGCUGAAAGACAAGGUUACUUCACCAAGGGUGAAUGGAGAAUAGGACUCAAGGCUUUAAAAGUUGACACGAUCGGUAAAUUGAAGAAAGCCCUUCCAGAACUCGAGAAAGAGGUCAGAGAGCCAUUAAAUUUUCGAGAUUUUUAUGCUUAUGCCUUCCAGUAUUGUUUGACAGAAGACAAACAAAAGUUCUUAGACACUGAGACUAUAUGUCAACUCCUAGAUAUGGUCUUAGGAUCAACAUUCCGUGCCCAGGUUGACUACCUUAUAGACUACCUAAAGAUCCAGAAGGAUUACAAAGUCAUCAGCAUGGACCAAUGGAGGGGAUUCUGUCGAUUCUGCAAUGAGAUAAGUUUCCCAGACAUGACCAACUACAAUCUAGAACUUGCUUGGCCAUCAAUUCUUGACGACUUUUUUGAGUGGUUGCGCGAAAAACAAGCCUGAAAGUUACACAAUCACAGUCAAAUAACUUUGAAUUUGAGUAUUGUUUACCCACCCUUGAUGAACACAUAAUGCUUGCCAUAUAUAUGAGUUUCUAUAUUCAAAUGUUUUGCUCUUGUCUUAAGGUUUGGUGUUGUUGGCUCAUGUUGCUUUUUCAUCAUUA
Brassica napus (rape) is the source of this 1054-nucleotide messenger RNA. RefSeq names its product DCN1-like protein 4. Gene Ontology annotation, biological process: protein neddylation; positive regulation of ubiquitin-protein transferase activity. Gene Ontology annotation, molecular function: ubiquitin conjugating enzyme binding; ubiquitin-like protein binding; cullin family protein binding. Lineage: Eukaryota; Viridiplantae; Streptophyta; Magnoliopsida; Brassicales; Brassicaceae. The transcript has 9 exons. The record is from RefSeq and is a predicted model, not a curated record. Gene Ontology annotation, cellular component: ubiquitin ligase complex. The coding region runs from base 193 to 894 and encodes 233 amino acids.